AUGAUAGAGUCUGUGAACUACCCGCGUAACUAUGAGGACAACUUAAACUGUUCUUGGGAGUUUACUGCACCAGAGAACUAUACACUGAUAUUAACAUUGUAUGAUGUUGAAAUAGAAAGUUACUACGACAACCUGUAUAUUCGAAAUGGGGACGGUCAUGUUUUCGAAACAGUAACUGGUUCUUACAACCCUAUUAGUGUUAUAUCGACUGAUAACGUGAUGCGGCUGAGUUUUACAACUGAUGGAAGUGUGACUCGUAGGGGCUUCAGUGGAAAUGUAAAAGCUAUCCCCAAAUACG
This is a messenger RNA of Anneissia japonica, 298 nucleotides long. Its product is annotated as protein SpAN-like. The record is from RefSeq and is a predicted model, not a curated record. The annotation marks the transcript as partial. Lineage: Eukaryota; Metazoa; Echinodermata; Crinoidea; Comatulida; Comatulidae. The transcript has a single exon.